AUGAGCCUGCUGCAGAAGAUGCCAGAAGCGAUGUUGGUGUUACAGGAACUAGAAGCGGCUCUUGAUGCAGCAGAAAGUACAAUAGUAUCAAACUUUGUGCACGAUGCGCUGCGGUUUGCGAUGUGGAGCGGAUCUGGGAUCCAAGAAGCGCCGCUGCAGGUAUACUAUGGUGCGUUAGUGUUUGCGCCAGAGCGAAGCAUAGUCCGGAAUCAGUUCAAGCAGGAGAUGCCAGAGGGAGUGCAGGUGAAGUAUGAGCUAGAGGAAGACGUGGCCUUCUCGGUGUCAGGAGAUCGACUGGCAUCCGCUUCAGAUGAUAAGACAGUGCGAGUGUGGGACGCGAAGACGGGACAGCCGCUGCACACGCUCCAGGGCCAUACGAGUACUGUCACCAGCGUGGCCUUCUCGGCGUCAGGGGAUCGACUGGCAUCAGCUUCACAGGAUGAGACGGUGCGGGUGUGGGAUGCGAGAACUGGCCAGCCGCUGCACACGCUCAAAGGCCAUACGGACUGGGUCAGGAGCGUAGCCUUCUCAGCAGCAGGAGAUCGACUGGCAUCGGCUUCAGACGAUAAGACGGUGCGGGUGUGGGACGCGAAGACUGGCCAGCCGCUGCACACGCUUGAGGGCCAUACGAACUGGGUCAAGAGCAUAGCCUUCUCGGCAGCAGGAGAUCGACUGGCAUCCGCUUCGUUGGAUGAGACGGUGCGGGUGUGGGAUGCGAGAACUGGCCAGCCGCUGCACACGCUCGAGGGCCAUACCCACUGGGUCGACAGCGUGGCCUUCUCAGCAGCUGGAGAUCGAUUGGCAUCGGCUUCACACGACAAGACGGCGCGGGUGUGGGAUGCGAAGACUGGACAGCCGCUGCACACGCUCGAGGGCCAUACGGGGUCUAUCAGCAGCGUGGCCUUCUCUAGUGAUGGGUCCUGCCUAGAAACGAAUCGAGGGUUAAUGCUGCUUCCGCUACCAGCGCAGUCUACAUCUACCCUUGCCCCUCGGCCGCCUGCACAGCGCAUCUUCGUCGCGGAGAGGUGGGUGACGGCAGGUGGAGAAGAGAUGCUUUGGAUACCCACUGACUACCAACUUAAUUGCACUGCUGUUUACAGCUGUCGGGUUGCGCUUGGAUACAGCUCUGGUAGAGUGUUGUUCCUUAACUUGUUAUAA
Alternaria atra is the source of this 1158-nucleotide messenger RNA. RefSeq lists its product as uncharacterized. Lineage: Eukaryota; Fungi; Ascomycota; Dothideomycetes; Pleosporales; Pleosporaceae. The transcript has 3 exons. Bases 1 to 1158 code for a protein of 385 amino acids. Gene Ontology annotation, molecular function: protein binding. The record is from RefSeq and is a predicted model, not a curated record.